Mauremys reevesii (Reeves's turtle) is the source of this 3340-nucleotide messenger RNA. It is a transcript of the gene EFCAB11, whose product is annotated as EF-hand calcium binding domain 11. The coding region runs from base 108 to 584 and encodes 158 amino acids. The record is from RefSeq and is a predicted model, not a curated record. Gene Ontology annotation, molecular function: calcium ion binding. Lineage: Eukaryota; Metazoa; Chordata; Testudines; Geoemydidae. The transcript is spliced from 7 exons.
CUAUCCCAACCUCCUCAGCCAAUGGCGCCUUCCCCGCGCUCCGCACCAAUAGCCGGCGGCGUUGUGGUUGCCCCGCGGAAGUUAAGCGAGGCGGGCGCGUUGCUAUAAUGGAGGAGAGGGGUGAGGGCAGCCGGGUCAUGUGCGCAGCCCCCAGCCGAGCGGGGAGCGGCGAGUCGGGCAGGGAGCGCUACGUGCGGGUUUUUGAAGCAUGUGAUGAAGAUAAAAAAGGAUAUUUAAGCAGAGAGGACUUUAAGGUCGCUGUAGUGAUGCUAUUUGGUUACAAACCCUCAAAGGUGGAGGUGGAUUCAGUAAUGGCCUCGGUGCAACAAAAAAAUUCAGGUGUAUUACUUGAAGAAUUUUUAAAACUUAUGAGUACAAAGAAGGCUGCACAACUACACCAUAGUGAAAUAAGGCAGAUAUUCACAGCUUUUGACAUGCAAUAUAGAGGAUUUUUGACUUUGGAAGAUUUCAAAAGAGCCUUCAAUUCCAUUGCUCCAAAGUUACCUGAAAGGAUCAUAGUUGAAGCUUUCAGGAAGAUGCGGCUCAAGAGGAAGGCAGAAAUAAAUGUCAGAAGACCAUUAUGAUUCACUGAAAAACAAAACAGCGGCAGAAAAAACAUGUGGAGAUUUGUACAGCAUGGGUGAAGACACUAGCAGGUGCCAACAUCCCCUUGUCAAAGACUGACCACCCACUUAUGAGAGAAUUUCUUGACAGCAGGGUCCGGAAUGGUGGUGCGAUUCUUGCUAGGACACAACUGUGACUGAGACAUGCUUACCUGAAGUGUACUUUAAAGAAAAGGAAAACUAAAAACUGAAGCUUAAAGACAAGAAAAUCGCUGUUAUCUUUGAAUGUUGUGGUGAUGAGGCAAGAUCAAUUCUGAAUGUACCGUUUGCACCAUUACAACAUGAUUUCAGGGGGCAUAUUAACUCUUUUUUGGUGGAUACAGUGUUUUUAGAUGCUGUUAAUCCUCAACUGUUUCACAGGCUGUAGUUAAAGCAGUAAAUGAGUACCAGAUUGAUUAUGAAAAUGUAGUAAUUGAUACUGACAAUGCUAGUUACAUGAAAAAGGCAUUUGAUCCUGUGUUUUCUACACUGUUUCCAAAUUCUCUGCAUAUAACCUUUUCUGCACAUAUUUUUAAUUUAAUUGGUGAAUCAUUUAGAGAGUCUUUUUAGAUGGUUGAUACAUUUGUAAGGUGCUUCAAAAACAUGUUCUGUAACUCUGGUAGUAGAAAAGUGAGGUACCUCUGUUUCAUGAACCAGAAACUACAAGAGGAGUCUCCAGAUGUCAAAGCGUCCAUGCCUCCUAGCAGGGCUGUUCCUAGGCAUAUGCAGCAUACGCAGCUGCGUAGAGCACUGGAAAAUUUGGGGCCCAAUUCCCCUUGCUGGCCAUGGCUGGAAUCCUCUCUUCUCUGGCCACUCCCCAGUGCUGGGCUGGUGGGGUUCUCCCCGACCCCAUCCCCUCCCUUCCUCCUCAGCUGGCCAGUUGAGGGCUCCAGCCUCUGGCUCUGACACCCCAGCCCCAGGGAGCCCAGAGCAGUACGGUGGCCUGGCCCACCGCCGCCUGGAGUGGAGUCCCUCCCUGGACCGUGUCUGCCUGCACCUUUCGGCCUCUGGCGACGGCCGGGCCAGGGCCAGGACAGGAGGAGCAAAACUUCCACGUGAGUCAGGGGUGUUGGGGGGAGUAAAAGGGGAGGACUUACGCACACACACAGAGACUGGCUCUUACAUCCACAUACUGUGCCUCUCACAGUUCCCCAAUACAGAUUCUUUCUUUCUCCCACACACAGUCUCUCUCUCUCUCUCUCUCUCUCUCUCACACAGACACACACACACACACACACACACACACACACAUAUACAUACAUACUCUGGCUCUCUCAGACAUACCAUCUCUCUCUUACACACACAUAGAGACACACACACACACACGUAUUGUCGUUAUUACUCCUUGGUACUUCCUGUCAAAAUACUCGUGGUGAGCCAGGAGUGGCGAGGGGCUGCAGGAGGGCUGUGGGCUCUGGCAAAGUGCAGCCCCCCAUAUGACAGUGCAGAGCCUGCCUUGAACCACUGCUGCAGCAUCUGCUGCAUAUGAAGCAUGGUGUGUGUCAGCACUGGAGGGGGUUCUGGGGGUCUGUGGGUGGGGGUGACGGCUGUGCCACCUUGACACACGGGUCAGUGGUGCUGGCUGGGGACCUCCCUCAGUGGAGCUUAGGGGCACCAGUUUAAUAAUACUGUGUAGGGCUCCAUAAACCCUAAGGACGGCCCUGCCUCCUAGCCCAGGUGGAACAGGCUGAAACAGCUGGUUCCAUGCUCUCCAGUAUCACUCUAAGAACUUGCAGUUCUACAAAGAAUUCUUUAAUGAAGAGGGCAAUAGCAGCUCCCAACUAAUUUAAUUAUGCAUUGUUGAAAGUACAGAUCACUUUUCUAGCACAGAAAUGUGAACUAAUGCUCAGUUUAAAUCUGGCAUUUGAGAGCAGGAAGCCUUGCACAAUUAAAGCAUUUGACCUUCUGGAAGAACUGCAGAUAUAUUUCAGUUCACAUCUAGAGCUCCCUUCAGAAAACACCUCAGAGUUCUUCAAAUUUAGGAGGGAAGAAAACAUAUCUCAUGCUAAAAGAUUUGCCUGUCUAGAUCUCUUUAAAGAGGCAUUCCAUGAAGCAUCUGAAAAGCUUGACAACAUUUGUCAUUUGGACAACCAAGUCUAAAUUUUCUCAAAUAACAAAGGUUAUUCAAUCCUCAUCAUGUUUAUAUCCUACCAGAACACUGUGAAUACUUUCAAGCAAUACCUAGUUUUUCUGAGGUACCUGAACAGGAGCUAAAAUUGUACAGGGGAAAGCUUGUGCCUGAAGCUAUUCAAAGUCAACCUAUUUUUGUAGACCUCCAAGUGUUUUGGCUUUCAAUGACAGAGAGAAUUUCAAAUAUCGUCAAGCUGGCCUUGAGUUGCAUAAAUGCUGUCUCAAAUUCUGCAGGUGCAGAGCAAAGUUUUUCACUGUACAAUUUGAUCCCUUCUAGCAGAAGGAAAUCACUAAGUGAGGAAAAACUUGAAGGCUCUUUGUUUUCUGUACUAUAAUUUAAAUGAAAAUACUGGAUUGCACUGGAAUGCAGGACAAUGAUUAGCAAAACUGUAUGACUUUCAUAUAUGAAAGUCUGAGCAAUUUAAAAUGACAUUCUACUUUUUGUUGUUGCUGUUUGGUGUUCUGUAAUGUAAUGAAAAUCCAGAAUUAUAACUGGAAUGCAGGGUAUUAGUUACCACAUGUUUAUAACUUAACUUUCGUGUGUUUAGGAAAUGCUGAAUAGUUAUUGUGACUUUUUUUUCCCUGUAUUGUAGUUUUAAAUAAAUUAU